This is a messenger RNA of Nicotiana tabacum (common tobacco), 495 nucleotides long. RefSeq lists its product as uncharacterized. NCBI's taxonomy places the organism in Eukaryota, Viridiplantae, Streptophyta, Magnoliopsida, Solanales, Solanaceae. The record is from RefSeq and is a predicted model, not a curated record. Gene Ontology annotation, molecular function: nucleic acid binding.
AUGAGUGUGCAAGUCGAAGUGUCAGACAGAGAAAUCAAGAGUGUUUUGAUCAAAACUGUAAAUGCUACUCGGACUGAUUGGGCAAGAAAAUUGGAUGAUGUAUUAUGGUCCUACCGCACUGCAUUCAAAACUCCGAUUGGAAUGUUGCCGUAUAAAUUGGUGUUUGGAAAGGCAUGUCACUUGCCGGUGGAGUUAGAGCAUAAAGCCUUCUGGGCAUUGCGACAAUUAAAUCUGGACGUGGAGGUCACUGGAACUAGUAGAGUCACAGAGUUGCAUAAACUUGACGAGUUUCGGUACCAUGCUUUUGAGAGUACAAGGUUGUACAAGGAAAGAAUGAAAUUGGUGCACGACAAAAAUAUUCUUGAGCGAAAUUUUAAGCCGGGAGAUAGGCAAGUCGUACAGUGCAUUGCGCGUCGCCUGGUCCACAAUGAGCUGGUCCAGGCGUUAGCUCUCGCAUCGCCUGAUGUAAAGCUCGCGUUGGAGCUCGCCUCAUGA